Pecten maximus is the source of this 2270-nucleotide messenger RNA. RefSeq lists its product as uncharacterized. The record is from RefSeq and is a predicted model, not a curated record. The coding region runs from base 69 to 590 and encodes 173 amino acids. NCBI's taxonomy places the organism in Eukaryota, Metazoa, Mollusca, Bivalvia, Pectinida, Pectinidae. The transcript is spliced from 3 exons.
CAUGUUCCGAAUCAUGAAAUCACUAAAGUAGCCUGUCAAUGUUCUUGUUUUAGGAUCAAGGCCAGGUAAUGCAUCUCGAAGACGAGGAUGAAAAUAAUCCAAGCGUUCCAAAGGAAUUCCAUCCAUGCAAAAAGAUUACAGUAGAAGUUAUCAAUAAGGUCCUGAAUGUAUCCGAAUACAUCGGGGAUUGUGACGGACAUAGAAAUCUGGUCGUUGGAGUUCGUUGCUAUGUUUCCAUGGAGAAAAAAUGGGUGCUGAAAAACUGUAAGCUAACUAUUGCGCUCGAUAACCCUAACGGUGACUUGAACAACCGUGUCAAAUGCAUCGUAAUUCCUGCUGGGAAAUGUGAAAAUGAAAUCUACUGUUCGAGAAAACCCAACGGAAGCAUGAGCGUGGUUUAUAUAAAGACAUGCAUGCGAUUAAAAGUUCUAAAUGGAAUAAGAUUGGGGGUAAAUAUAUUCAAGGAUGCCUUGAUAGCAGUUUUCCAAAGAGUUGCACAUGAUACCAUGCUGUCGUUUAGAGAUCAUCCUAGGAUAGAAGUCCGGGACCACCAAAACAAUCCUACUGAGGAUAUCGAAGUUGUGUUAUAAAGAUCCUUCAUUUUGUAUUGCACAGUCUUAAAGAACACACCAAAAAAGUAAUUUUUGACAAAAACAAUUAUUUACAAUAUAGUUCUCUUAAUUUAUGAUUAAUGAGAGCCUGUAACUCAAAUCCACCGUAGUGACUUAAAUUGCUGUGGAAGUCGGUGAUUUUAUCAAUACGACAUGCAUCAUUGCACUCGUACGGUUUCUCAAACAUGGAAUAUAGAUAUAAGGAAAACAAUGUGUAAUAUGCUAUUAAAACUUUCGUUACGUAUUUCUAACAAUAUCUUAUACGCCAGAAGUAUAUUUUACACAAAUUUCAACAAUAUGACUACUCGUAUCGUUAUUAGAAUAAGUGAGAACUGUCCAUUUUGCGAAAAAAUCGAAAAUAGCAAUAAUUGUUAAUUGAUAACUGCUUGUUCAGUUUUCAUUGUCAGUGUAACUUCAAUUGGAUACCAGAGGCCAACUCGAUUUGCACUCCUCUCCUUCUAGAAUAUAAUUUCCGGUCACUCGAUUUGUAGCUCUUCUUUUCUGAAAGAUCUUCGACCUUUUCCGUCUCGAAGCUUGAAGAUUUAUCUUCCAAGAUGACGGCGACCAUGUUUAAUAUUGUACGACAUGCGGAGUGAUGAAUUUCACUAGAGAAGGAUUUAUGGCACAUACAUGCACAGGUUUGUGUUACAGUAUUUCAGAAAAAUUAACUUCCGGUUUACUCGAUUUACAUAUAACGGAAUGCGAUCUUUUGGCCUUUUCUUCCGAGAAGGGUGCAAAUCGAGUUGGCCUCAGCAUUAAUUAACUUUUUACCUGAUUUUUUUAAAUAUUAUUUCUGUGACAAUCAUUCUGGUUAGAGAAUCAACUCUCUCGUUUUCCAGUUUUGUUUUUGUUUUUUUUUGUUUUUUUUUUAUUUCUUAUUUUCUGAGACUUAUAGUUAGGUGUUUUAUUACGUGUAUCUAGUUACCUUGAUCACUGAAGAUAUUAAUUACCAGGUAUUUGGCAGCUCCGUACCAUUCGUCCACCAUCAACCAGUAUUAACUACAGGUUACUAGUAUGUGUCAUGAGUAUUGAGUAUGAAUUGCAUGUGGUAACGUCUGAUAAAAGUCAUCUCACAAAAAAUUAAGUAUAUUUUUUUUUAAAUAUCUACAUGGAUUGUGUCAAUCAACCAUUAUAUCUUUUAUCGUCAUUUUGUUUUUUCCGUAUUUUUUUCAGAUUGUAUUUGUCUUUAUUUUAUUUAUUCUGUAACUUAGCUGAAAUCUAAAGUGUAAUUAUGGUCCUCAUUGAAAAUCUUUAGGUUUAGUGUAACACACUGAGUAGUACGUUUGUAUCAAUUUUGAAUGACCAGUCAAAGACAUAUCAUGUGCAACUGAUCGAAAAUUAGACUACCUUCUACUAAGAAAUUGUAAAGUUCACUUGCAUAUUAUGUAAAAUAUUAACGUGUUUCUCAUACUUUUUUUUCUUAUACGGCUACAAUUGGUUUGGUUUGUUUUAUUUUCUUAACGUCCUAUUAACAUCUAAGGUCAUGUAAGGACGGCCUCCCGUGCGUACAUGCAUGCGUGUGGUGAGUGCGUAUGUGUGUUUUGGGAGGCUUCGGUAUGUUCGUGUUACGUCUCCUUGAGAUAGGCCGGAGCUUUUGCCGAUUUAUAGUGCUACCUCACUGAAGCAUACUGCCGAAGACACCCAGCAGCACACCCCACC